Cuscuta campestris is the source of this 1411-nucleotide messenger RNA. The record is from the annotation of a GenBank genome assembly. NCBI's taxonomy places the organism in Eukaryota, Viridiplantae, Streptophyta, Magnoliopsida, Solanales, Convolvulaceae.
CAGCGUUAUUUUCCAUAUUUUUCCCCGACCUUGUACAGAACCAGAAGAAAUCACGAAGCAGACCUAAAUUGGGCGAAGGAAGAACAGAUCACAAAGAGGAGUAAAUUGAAAUCUCAGUGAUUCUCUGCUUGCUGCACAUGGCCAAUCUCCCGCAGAAUCUCUCGAUCAGCGCCGCCGCCUUCGGCGGCGGCCCCGCCGCCCCAUCCCCCUCCGCAGUCGGAGCUCAGCCCAAUAAGGACCGAAAGAUGCAAUCCGCCGAGCAGCUGGUGCUCGAUCUCAGCAAUCCCGACCACCGCGAAAACGCUCUCCUCGAACUCUCCAAGAAGAGAGAGCUGUUUCAAGAUCUGGCCCCGUUACUGUGGAAUUCAUUUGGUACCAUUGCUGCACUUUUGCAGGAAAUUGUCUCCAUAUACCCUGUCUUGUCACCACCAAACUUGACUCCGGCACAAUCAAAUAGAGUUUGUAAUGCACUUGCUCUUCUUCAGUGUGUGGCCUCUCACCAUGAAACCAGACUGUUGUUUCUCAAUGCCCAUAUUCCUCUCUACCUGUAUCCUUUCCUUAAUACAACAAGCAAGUCAAGGCCUUUUGAAUUUCUUAGGCUUACUAGCUUAGGCGUCAUCGGUGCCCUUGUGAAGGUGGAUGACAGUGAUGUCAUCAAUUUUCUGCUAUCAACAGAAAUAAUUCCUCUUUGUCUGCGCACAAUGGAGUUGGGUAGCGAACUCUCAAAAACAGUUGCAACAUUCAUUGUGCAAAAGAUCCUUCUAGAUGAUAUGGGGUUGGAUUAUAUAUGCACUACAGCCGAGCGGUUCUUUGCCGUAGGGAGGGUGCUGGGUAAUAUGGUGACCGCACUCGCGGAGCAGCCUUCCUCCAGACUGCUGAAGCAUAUAAUCCGUUGCUACCUUCGUUUGUCUGAUAAUGCAAGAGCUUGUGAUGCACUCAGGAGUUGCCUUCCAGAUCUGCUCAGGGAUGCCACUCCCUUCAGUAGCUGCCUUCGAGAGGACCCGACAACCCGAAGGUGGCUACAACAGUUACUUCACAACGUCCAAGUGCCCCGGGUUCCUCUACAAGCAGGCGGUGGAUUUGAUCAUUUGUUGAUGAACUGAAAAACAUCAGUCUUUCUAUCCAUCAUGGAUAAUGCAAAUGGAUGAUGAUGAUGAGCCAAGUAUGGUUAAACAAAUGAGAGAUUCUGUAAUUAAGAAGAAGAAGAAGAAGAAGAGUGGAAAAUCUAUUCUCUUUUAUCUUUCACUUUUCUUUUCCUUCACUCAUAGAUUGGCACUUUAGUCAGACAUACAAAACUAUGGUCUGUGAAUCAGUGGAUGUAAUGCCUUUUCAGUCUAUCUUUUGUUUUAAAAUAUAUAAAAUGCCCUUGUGAAAUUCUUCUACAUCUUAAAAAUGAAACUUGCAACUUCCC